This is a messenger RNA of Linum trigynum, 1194 nucleotides long. NCBI's taxonomy places the organism in Eukaryota, Viridiplantae, Streptophyta, Magnoliopsida, Malpighiales, Linaceae. The record is from the annotation of a GenBank genome assembly.
AUGCAGUACUUGACUCUCUUCUCUUGGGUGUUGGCAUCAGUGGAGAUGGCAACAGUUGCGAAAGGUCAGGCGGUGAUGAGGAAGGAGACUAACAAAUUCACGUGGAAGAUUGACAAAUUCUCGGAGCUGAAACAAGCCACUUAUUCCGACGCUUUCUCAUCUGGCGCCCAACAAUGGAAGGUUUGCGUUUUUCCAAAAGGGAACAAUGUCGUCGACAAGAUGUCUGCAUAUCUCCACCAUGUCGGCAGUCAUCAAAAGAUGGCCGACGGAUGGAGUGUGCUCGCUAAUUUCACCUUGGCUGUUUUCAGCAAGAUUAACCCUGAAGUGGCAGCAUCGUCAGAACCCGUUGCUUAUGCUAAACCGAAAGUGAUCAAGACCAACGAUCAACCUCAAUCAGCUGCAAUCAAAGCAUCGUCCACCACGCCGCUUUCCAAGCAUAACAGCAAGGUUGCGAUCAGCACUCCUGCUAAGAAUCAAACUGGAGCAACCACCACAUCCGUAGUUUCUCCUCCAAGUGUGCAAUCAACCUCGAAGAACCUGAUAGCAAAACUUGCGUCAGUGACUAGCAGUAGCGCUGGCCACGGCAGCUACACAUCAGAUCCAGAUCACGGCACCGAAUUGCUGCCACAGCAAUGGGAGAAACUGGACGGAUUCCUCGACAUGACGCUCGAGGCCAUCUCCCGAGCCAAAUCGCUCGACGAGGUCGAGGACGCGGCCACCAAAAUCGCCGCUCACGCUACCGAUCCGGUGGAGAAGACGGUGCUGCAAGAGGUGCUCGCUCGCCUGGCCGAAUUCAAAGACAUGGUCCCGAGCUCUCUCUCCGCCAUCGAAACUAGCCAUGCCGUCGAAUCAUCCGGUGCUGAAAUAACUCGAGCCGCGGAGGUGAGGCUGGUUCACAGGAAGAAGCAGCUGAGCGCUCUGGAGGCGGAGGUGUCGAGGCUUCAGGAUGAGGACUUGAAGCUGGAGAGUGAGAUUAAGCAACUGGCUGAUCGUAAGGCGAAGAUUGUGGAUCACAUGAAGUCGACUGCAGCGGAACUGGACAGGGCGAAUCGAGAGGCUUCCAAGGAGCUGGAUGAGUUCGAGAAGCAGCAUGACGAGAUCAAGGAGGCGGUUGAGAAUCGGAUGAGAGCCAUGGAGAGGCUGGCGCAAGGCAACGCGAGCUGGAAGCUUUUCAAGAAGAACUUGCGACGCUGA